CCUCUGGUGGCGCCCCUGCCGGUGCCCGUGCCCGUGCUGGAGGCGGCCGCGCCCGCCGCCGGCCGCGCCUGCGCCCUCGCCGCCCCGCGCCGCCGCCCACUCGGCCGCCGCCGCCGCGGUCGCCGCCGCGCGGCCGCCGCCGUCGCGCCGCCGCCGGAGGAGGGGUGGAGCGCCCCGCCCCGCGCGCCCAAGGACGCGGCCGCCGCGCACGCCACGCCGACCCCGUCACCAAGGCGUCAUGGACAACAUCAUGGGCAAGCUGCCCACCAAAGAAGCAGCCGGCAAGCUGCAAAUGCGAAGUCUGUGGCCUGGAAUUUCUGGGAGGUGGUGCUUGAAAACACAUCUUGCAGGCGCCAACACGCCAAAAAGGUGAAAUCCCAAGAGAUCUUACGACAGCUACAGAGUUCAGGCCAGACCUUUUCACGUGAUGAGAAGACCAAGAUCUUGAAGUGUGAAGUAUGUGAUGUGGUAGUAAAUUCGUCCCAGCAAUUGCAGACACAUUUAGCAGGCAACAAGCAUAAGCAAAAAGUGCUGAAGAAGGCGGCCCAAGGAGGCCAGAGCAAACUAGGGCCUUCCGCUGGAGUGCUGACCACCGUGAAUGCAAUUGCAGGCUCUCACCCUCCUGGAGGACCCGAUGCCAAAGGUGAG
Gryllus bimaculatus (two-spotted cricket) is the source of this 648-nucleotide messenger RNA. The record is from the annotation of a GenBank genome assembly. NCBI's taxonomy places the organism in Eukaryota, Metazoa, Arthropoda, Insecta, Orthoptera, Gryllidae.